Molecule: messenger RNA, 1644 nt
Organism: Chaetomium globosum CBS 148.51
Lineage: Eukaryota; Fungi; Ascomycota; Sordariomycetes; Sordariales; Chaetomiaceae
Exons: 2
Coding region: 1-1644 (547 amino acids)
Biological process (GO): DNA replication
Cellular component (GO): nuclear origin of replication recognition complex; nucleus
Molecular function (GO): DNA replication origin binding
Source: RefSeq, a predicted model, not a curated record
AUGCCGCGUAGGAAAACCAUAACAGAGGCGCCGGCGCCCCCUGCUUCUCGAAAGCGCGAUCUACCCGCCGACCCAUACGAAGUCCCUGACGAAGCUGAGACCCCAAGACGACGAAGACGCCUCGAAAACAGCCUUGCGGUUAACCUCGAGGAUGUCGAGGAAGAAAAUAUCGAUGUUGAGGGGGCCGAGUCCACUAUCGAGUUGACCCCCGCCAAACGGCGAGGGCGCCCUCCGAAAUCUGCAACUACGGGAACGCCAAAAGCUCAAGCGACGACGCCUUCAACCAAGCGACAGAAGACGGUCGCCGAGACCCCGGUGAAGCUGACUGGUAUCAACACCCCUAGUAGACGGAAUAUUGCCGACAGGUCAGCCAGGAGGAAAAGCGCCAGGGCCUUGAUAGACCGUGUGAUAGGGGGCACCGUCAGCGAUGACGAGGUGGAAGAAGGGGAUAUUGCACGAGAAAUCUACGAAUCGAGCGAGGAUGAGGAGGCCGAGACAGAGGGGCAACCUGGGGUAGAGGAAGGCCAAGAACCUACAACGCCUUCAAAAACCCCAGGGAGAAAGCGCAGGGCCACGGGGCGGAAGAAAUCACCAACCCCUCCUCGCGAUCUGCCUCCUCACGAGCAGUACUUUUACCAAAACAAAGCCGGCUUGGCCAAGACAUCCAACAACACCCUAUCCUCACUGGACCUUCUGAAACACGAAGAAUACUUCUCUAUCCUUCGUCAACUCAAAGACCCCCACGCUGGAGACGUCAACUUCCUCCAGUCUCUCCACGCCGAGUCCUUCCCCCAAUGGGCCUUCGAGCUCUCCCAGGGGUUCAGUACCUGCCUCUACGGCUACGGCUCCAAACGCCGUCUACUCCAUAACUUCGCCACCUACCUCUCCUCCCAAAACCCUUCACACAAAAUUGUCAUCAUCAACGGCUACGUCCGCACCCUCACAGCCCGCGACAUCCUCGCCACCCUUACCUCCGCCCUCCCCUCCCUUGCCCCAGGGGGCGGAGGAAGCACAGGCAACCCUUCCACAGCCAUCCAAACCCUCCUCACCAACCUCACCAAUCUCCCCACCUCAGCCGACAACCCCCCCACCACACUCACCAUCCUCCUCAACUCAAUCGACUCCCCCACCCUCCGCACCAAACCCGCCCUGCAAUCCCUCCUCUCCACACUCGCCUCCCACCCACAGAUCCACCUCGCCUGCACGGCCGACACGGCCGACUUCGCGCUGCUCUGGGACGCGGCGCUGCGCGCGGCGCUCAACCUGGUCUUCCACGACUGCACGACCUUCGCCCCGCGCGCCCCCUGCGAGCUCGACGUCGUCGACGAGGUCCACGAGCUCCUGGGCCGCAAGGCCCGCCGCGCCGGCGGCAAGAGAGGUGUCGCCUUCGUCCUGCGCAGUCUGCCCGAGAAUGCGCGCGCGUUGUUUCGGUUGUUGGUCGGGGAGGUGUUGGUGGCGGCGGAGGAGCAGGGGGUUGGUGGUGGUGCUGGAGGAGGGGAUGGGGAGGUGGCGGUGGAGUAUCGGAUGGUGUAUAACAAGGCGGUGGAGGAGUUCAUUUGCAGUUCGGAGAUGGCGUUCCGCACGCUGCUGAAGGACCUGAAGAAGGUCGGCUUGCUCAUAUCCGCCAAGCAUGUGAAGAGCUGA